Messenger RNA from Lasiosphaeria miniovina, 1170 nucleotides. RefSeq lists its product as uncharacterized. The record is from RefSeq and is a predicted model, not a curated record. The coding region runs from base 464 to 1024 and encodes 186 amino acids. The transcript is spliced from 2 exons. Lineage: Eukaryota; Fungi; Ascomycota; Sordariomycetes; Sordariales; Lasiosphaeriaceae.
GCACAACUGCCGGCGGGUGUCAUCAGGCCAUACUAAAUACCAUCUGCUGUUUUCUGACACCUUCCACCCCUUUCCGUGUCAUGUCGUGAGACACGGGGGCUAGACCCGAUUGGCUAACCCUAACCCCCACUCGUCACUCGAGUGGUUGCCCAAGGUCGCAAAGCCCAAGCACCCCGCACGCACGGCCGCCUCUGGCCAAUCCUUUAUCCUUCCUUGCAUGGCAUCUGCCCUCCAAACACGGAGUCACGGACAGCUCCCCCAGACCCCGAAUUGGCUUCCACUCUUUCUUUCCAGGUAUCUUGCUUGGCUCCAAGAGUCCUAGCUACACGAGAUACCACUCCGUUAUUUAUUUGGGUCUACACGUGUAAGGUUGCGGAGUAGCGCGCGACGCGCAGUUCGGGCCAACUAAAGACCAUCCCAUCGGUCCUCGGCCUCGGCGUUCAACACCGUCCGAACUGGCAUCAUGAGGGGAGAUUCGUGGUAUUUAAUCUCACUUCCCGUGCACAUACUUCUCGUACUUUUUCUUCAGUCGCCAUCACAUUUGCCCCUCGAAAUACUGAUCUCUGUUUUUGUUCGGGUUGAAGGUUCAAUUAACCAGACCUCACCAAGCACAGGCAAGAUGGCGCUCUCUCAACUGCCAUUUCUCCAUCUAGCUGCCCACGCCUUUGCCACCAUUUUCACUAGCUUCGGCGUCAACGCCAUCCUCCGUCCAGCACACGCCUUGACAUUCUUUGAAUUCAGCCCGCCAGCUAACGCGGCCGAUGCACGCAUGGUCAACAGCCUGAUGGCCGUGUACGGUGUGCGCGACAUCUUCAUGGGACUCGCCAUCUACGCUGCGGCCCUUGUCGGCACCAACAAGUCGCUAGGGUGGACUCUAGUCGCCUCAAGCGGUGUCGCGUUCGCGGACGGUCUCGUUUGCUACGCCCACGGAGACGGCCAGUGGAACCACUGGGGUUAUGCACCCGUCAUCACAAUAGUCGGAAGUUUGUUGCUGGGCGUUUUUGACAGAGUGAAGCGUAAAUGAGGGCGUUGAUAUACUGUGUGUAAUAAUUAGGUAUCUAGGUAGGUAAUCAACUAUUAUUUCAGGCAAGCUAGCUUCGCGUAGGCUUUAGACUUUGUGAAGCCGUUCAUGUCGCAGUUAAUGUAGAACUAAUUUUGUGCAAUGGUUAU